AUGAAUCAGUACGGAGGGACCGCACAAGCAAAUAAUUAUUGGUCUAAUCCAGAAAUGAAUCAGUACGGAGAGACCGCACAAGCAAAUAAUUAUUGGUCCAAUCCAGAAAUAAAUCAGUACAGAGGGACGAGAGAAGCAUAUAAUUCUUGGUCCAAUCCAGAAAUAAAUGAGUAUGGAGGGACCGCAGAAGCAAAUAAUUAUUGGUCGUCUCCUAAAAUUAUUGGGAAUGGGCCACUACCAGAUACAAAUGAGCAUUCUCCAUUCCCUGAAACUAUUGGAUAUAAUUCCCAAUCAAUAAUAUCCGAAUAUUGGCCAUCCCCAGAAAUGAGAGUAUAUGAACAAUCGUCAAAACACCAGUAUUAUGCGCCACCAAUACAACUGCUACAACAUGGUCAGGAGCCUAAAUUAUCCACAGAAGUGCAGCAGCCAUUUGUACUACCCAGAAAAGGGAAACAAACAGAACUUUCCAAAUCAAAGUCUUCAUCUGUCAAUUCUUCAAAAACUGUAAAACCAAACCAUCUACCGUCAGAAUCUUUUCAGAAUCUAUUACAUACGACCGAUCAGCAUCUUAACGCUAUAUUUCAUAUAACUGUUCACGGAGCCACUCACAAAAAGGAAAUGCCUAGGCUGUAUCUCGAUAAUCGUUGCAAUGGUCUGCAAGGUAGAUUAACAAACAAAAAGUAUGAUAAACCGAUAGCAUCACUAUCGGAAAGACGUAUGGAGAAGUCUUACGGAGGGACCGCACAAGCAAAUAAUUAUUGGUCUAAUCCAGAAAUGAAUCAGUACGGAGAGACCGCACAAGCAAAUAAUUAUUGGUCCAAUCCAGAAAUAAAUCAGUACAGAGGGACGAGAGAAGCAUAUAAUUCUUGGUCCAAUCCAGAAAUAAAUGAGUAUGGAGGGACCGCAGAAGCAAAUAAUUAUUGGUCGUCUCCUAAAAUUAUUGGGAAUGGGCCACUACCAGAUACAAAUGAGCAUUCUCCAUUCCCUGAAACUAUUGGAUAUAAUUCCCAAUCAAUAAUAUCCGAAUAUUGGCCUUCCCCAGAAAUGAGAGUAUAUGAACAAUCGUCAAAACACCAGCAUUAUGCGCCACCAAUACAACUGCUACAACAUGGUCAGGAGCCUAAAUUAUCCACAGAAGUGCAGCAGCCAUUUGUACUACCCAGAAAAGGGAAACAAACAGAACUUUCCAAAUCAAAGUCUUCAUCUGUCAAUUCUUCAAAAACUGUAAAACCAAACCAUCUACCGUCAGAAAAUUUUCAGAAUCUAUUACAUACGACCGAUCAGCAUCUUAACGUUUCUGAUAUGAAGGAAAUUGACUCGAAUAAUGACGGUUCUGCUGUAUAUAAUGCAGUGAAAAACCUUACGCAAGACGAAGAACAAAAACUGUCUGAAAAUAAAAUUGCAGACUGCAUAAAUGAAGAAUAUUUUACUGAGUCCAAUGAAACAGAAGAGUCUCCUGCUGGAAACAUUACAAAUGUUCCUGUCUCUUCAGCAGAAAUCAAUUCAAAUGAACGUAAACACAUUAGAUUACGACCAUUAUUGAAUGCUUUUAUUGAACUGGAAACAUAUUCUUUAGUAUCGGAAAUAAUAUAUGAAGAAGAAGAGCCUGACUCAACAGAUGAUCUGUCAGAAAGUGAUUACAGUAUUGAGUUAGAUACGAUGUCAAGUGAAGACGAACUUUCUGAUGAUAUGAACAAAAAUGAAAUAUUUGACGAGUGUGAUAUCGAUCAAAAUAUAUUAAUAAAGGAUCAAUAUCAAGCAGAAAAUAAUGAAACAUAUGAUUUGGCAUCAGUCAGUGCCACUUGUCCUGAUAUUGAAUCAUAUAUAUCAGAUUUAACAAAAUCGGAUAAGAUAUCAAGUAUUUCUGAAGAACGGCCUGCGUCAAAUUGGAAAAAGCACGUAGAUGAUAUUUCUUCAUUAAAUAAUUCUAGUAAAAUAGUCAAAGAAAAAAUUAUUAAUGUGCAACCUGAAAGGGAUCUUGGUUUAUAUCAAGAAAUAGGAGAAAAUGAAUUGGACGCACUUCAAUUUGAUGAAAGUGAAUUUGAAGUAAACACGAAGCUUUCAGAAUUUAAUGAUGUUGUGAGAGAUUCAAUUGGAUCAGAAGAAUUUAAAGAAGGAUGUUACAUGCAUAGAUUUCUUCAGAGAUAUUUUUCGUCGACUACGACGUUUAAUCUGCACUUCAAAUUAAAAAAUAGUGUCAUUGCUAAUGAAAAAUGA
Molecule: messenger RNA, 2217 nt
Organism: Centruroides sculpturatus (bark scorpion)
Lineage: Eukaryota; Metazoa; Arthropoda; Arachnida; Scorpiones; Buthidae
Exons: 7
Coding region: 1-2217 (738 amino acids)
Source: RefSeq, a predicted model, not a curated record